AAUUAUUACACAACACAAGAGAGCUUGGAUGCACAGCUAGUUAAUUGCACAGUAAAUCGCACACGAGGUAUGUAGCAGCUUCACAAUCAAAUUUGCAAGACGUCUAUAAAGCGAUGACAAGAACCAUACAGCUCUUGGUCUGGUUGUGGGUGGUGGUGUGUGCUGCAGUCGGUCAAAGAACACAGACUCUCACUCUCAUCUCGUCCAACUCAACCCCUCAAGUGCUCAGUGCUGUGCAGUUAGCAGUGGAGCACAUUAACACAAACCCUCACCUCAACUUCACUCUGCAUCUCAUCUCAAGACAUGCACCGUGUGACCACCGAAGUGCCCAGCGAGUCUUCUAUCAGACGUUGCUCGCUCGUGAUAAUCAGUUGGCAGUCAUAGGGGCUGGCUGUUCGGAGGCCUCUACUGGAGUAGCAGAGAUUGCCCGCUAUUACAACAUUCCCAUGCUGUCGUACUCAUCCACGAGCGAGGAGCUGAGUCUUCGUAGUGACUUCCCCACUUUCUUCCGUACAGUGCCCUCGGACAACAGCCUGACAGCUGGCAUUGCCGGCUUCAUCGCCACCUACCCAGAGUGGACCAGGGUCAUCAUACUCACCCAGGACACAGAGCAGUACAAGCUGGAAAGCAUAAGACUCGUGGAUCGACUUGAGCUCAUGAAUGUAACCGCAAGGACUUCCUUGUUGCUUCCUCCACAGCUCAACCAGUCAGUAUCAGCAUCUCCAUUUCCUGCUGAUAAUCGUAUAUUUGUACUUAACAUGGAACCAGCCGAAGCUGUCAAUGUGGUCUGUCAGGCUAUUCAAAGAGGAUUGGAGCUCUUUGACUAUGUGUGGAUCUUGCCGGGCUGGUACACUGAGGAGUGGUGGAUAGAUACCGACAAAGUGCAAUGCAACGCCACCUCUCUGGCCCGUUUCCUCACCGGACAGGGAGCCAUCUCUGUGGGCUAUUACCCACUCUGUGUGGGAGACACCCCGGCUGAUGUCACAGGAAUUACUGCGAGCAACCUGACCACAUCCCUCCAAUCCUCCGCUCCCUAUGCCUACGAUGCUGUCUUGGCCCUAGCGUUGGCUCUCAACCAAACACUAGAGGGUCUGAACCAGACACUAGAGAGUCUCAACCAAACACAGGGGGAGACCGGAGACACUCAGCAGCUGAGACAGAGAGUCAUCCACACCCUUGAUCAGAUGAGCAGUUUCCAAGGUGUCUCGGGUCGUGUUGAUUUUAAGAAUGGUACUCGAGCGACGAGCAAUUUGUCUGUGCAUCAAUACCGAGAGAGCAAUGGCACCACACGUCUGGUUCCAGUGGGGACCCUCCACCUGUAUGGAGAGAACACAUCAGUCAGCUUCAUCACUGGUGAGAGCAGGACAGGGAUAUGGGCGGAGGGGGAAGCCCCUUCAGACGGCACACCCAUCACUAUGCACAACUUCCCCUAUCUUUGGAUCACCAUUUCCUCUUAUUUGUUUGCCUCUCUUGUCAUUCUCGGAGCCCUCUUUUCAAUGGUCUUCACUGUCAUCUUCAGGAAGAGAAAGUUGGUACGAUUGACUAGUCCUAACCUCAACCUGGUCAUUGCAUUUGGAGUGAUCCUGUUCAACUGUUCAGUUUUCUUCUUUGCCUACCCGUCUAUAUCUGACUCAGUGUUGGAGGUCUUCUGUGCUCUUCGAGUGUGGACAGUGUCUGUUGGAGUAUCACUGUGCUUUGGUACAGUCAAUGCUAAGAUGUGGAGAAUCUACUCCAUCUUCCACAACCCAAACCCUGCCAAGAGGAAAAGGCCACUGAAAGAUUGGCACUUGCUCCUGAUUGUCCUUGUGUUUGUCCUAGUGGACGUGAUCAUCCUCACCCCCGUCAGUAUUCUGGAGUCAUCUCGUCUCGCCCCACGUAGAGUGCCAGAUGUGGAACAUCCACCAUCCGUCAAUGAGGAUGGGAUCACUGUCAACUACGAGGUGACUCUCUGUGAAUCUGACAGACGUGUGAUUUGGUUGGUACUCGUCUUCGGUUACAAGGCAAUUGUCCAGGCAAUCGGAUUAUUCCUUGCUCUUAGGAUUAGAAACAUCAAGAUAAAAGUAUUGAACGACUCUAAAGAGAUUGCUGCCACCCUCUACCUGAGCAGUGCUAUUCUUGCUGUGGUGGUCAUCGUCUCUGUUGCCCUGGACGACAGACUCAACUUGUACUCUGUUAUCUACGGCUAUGGCAUACCUCUCUCAACCAGUGUCGUCCUCAUCGUUGUAUUCUUCACAAAGAUGGUGCGACUGUACAAGGACCCGAGGGGUGAGCUCAUCUUCACCCAUCAUGCCCCUCCCACUGGUACGAUGGUAUCUCCCCCCACGAGUAAUCCUCCUUUCCCUAGCAAGAGCAUCGAUCACCCGACAGAGGACAAAGUUGAGUCACUGGAGAGGCAGGUCAGAGCACUGCAGAGCAACCUGGAAAUGUACCAAACAAAGAAUUGUACUGAUGAUGGCAAUGGCAAUGGCAAUGGCAAUGGCAAUGGCAAUGGCAACGGGACCCUGAAUGAGAUUACCACUACAGUCCUGGAUGACUCUACCAUUGACUCGGGCAAUGGCUCCACUGAUUGUGGUAAUGGCAACGGCAACGGGGCCCUGAAUGAGACCACUACUACAGUCCUGGAUGACUCUACCAUUGACUCGGGCAAUGGCUCCACUGAUUGUGGUAAUGGUUUCGAGCUGAAACCACUGGGAAAUGAAACAGUUAUACAAAACAAUCAAAGCAUUUAAUAACAUUCACUUUUUUCUGUUGGUGUUGUUGUAUCCACAA
Molecule: messenger RNA, 2769 nt
Organism: Halichondria panicea
Lineage: Eukaryota; Metazoa; Porifera; Demospongiae; Suberitida; Halichondriidae
Product: gamma-aminobutyric acid type B receptor subunit 2-like
Exons: 16
Coding region: 114-2729 (871 amino acids)
Biological process (GO): gamma-aminobutyric acid signaling pathway; G protein-coupled receptor signaling pathway
Cellular component (GO): G protein-coupled receptor heterodimeric complex; membrane
Molecular function (GO): G protein-coupled GABA receptor activity
Source: RefSeq, a predicted model, not a curated record